Molecule: messenger RNA, 782 nt
Organism: Colias croceus (clouded yellow)
Lineage: Eukaryota; Metazoa; Arthropoda; Insecta; Lepidoptera; Pieridae
Exons: 5
Coding region: 107-682 (191 amino acids)
Source: RefSeq, a predicted model, not a curated record
UGUCGUAUAAGGCUACAUACAUUGCUACAUAAGAUUCCUUGUCACUUUUUUAUUAUAUUCGUUACUUAAACUGGUUCUAACAAUCUGAUGUAACUAACUUAUUACGAUGAACAGAGAAGAAGAUAUGGAAGAGAUCUCUGCUGCGAAAACGACGGUGCAGCCGCCUGCAAAGAGCUUGAUAGAUGGAAAUAUAUCUGGGGCUCCGUCAGAACUUGAAGCUGAUUCGUCCAAAGACAUAAAUUGCCAAGAUGACGAAUUUCAAGAUGCAAGUAAUCCUUUGUGCCCUUCAAUGAGUCUGGCGGUAAUUAAAGCUAAUGAAAUUGUGGGAUCAGAUGUGGAAUCUCCAGCUGCGCCUUCAUACUCUCCACUGACUCCGCUUCUGACUACGCAAAAAGCCAUGUUACGACAUGUAAGUCGUAACUUUUUGCGUAGCCAAAGCAAAGCAGUUACGACAUGUGUUGAAUCUCCAGCUGCCCCAGUAUAUUCUCCGCUUACUCCUCUUACUACACGGAAAGAAGCUGAAAACAAUAAUUCACCAAUGCCGCCAAUGUCACAGAGUACAUUAGAGCUGUUGGAAACCCUAAACGAAGAUUUCUUUACAGUUAGGCAUGAGUAUGAUGAGUUCGCAAAAAGACGCCAAAGUAAUGGAAUUAGUAAAUGUAGUAACCUUAAAGAAGACUGAGACUAUGACGACGAUACAGACUGAUUAUGUACCUGACAGUGGAGCAGAAACUGAUGCAUCGCACUCAUAUGUAAAGCAAAAAAAGGGUAUCGCAAUCCCC